UUCGAGCGGGCGUCCAUGCUGGUCAUCCUCCUGAACUGUGUGACUCUGGGAAUGUUCCACCCGUGCGAGGACAUCGACUGUCACUCGGAACGCUGCAAGAUCCUGCAGGACUUUGACGACUUCAUCUUCGCCUUCUUCGCAAUCGAGAUGGUGAUCAAGAUGGUGGCUCUCGGCAUUUUUGGGAAGAAGUGUUACCUAGGCGACACGUGGAACCGGCUGGACUUCUUUAUCGUGCUGGCCGGGAUGUUGGAGUACUCCCUGAAUCUACAGAAUGUGAGCCUGUCAGCGGUACGGACGGUGCGGGUGCUCAGACCUCUGCGGGCCAUCAACAGAGUACCAAGUAUGCGUAUCCUGGUCACUUUGCUGUUGGACACUCUGCCCAUGCUGGGGAACGUGCUGCUGCUGUGCUUCUUCGUCUUCUUCAUCUUCGGCAUCGUGGGCGUGCAGCUGUGGGCGGGGCUUCUGCGCAACCGCUGCUUCCUGGAGGACAACCUCUCCUUCCCUCUCUCCCUCGGACUGGCCAACUACUACAAGACGGAGAAUGACGACGAGAACCCGUUCAUCUGCUCCAUGCCCCGGGACAACGGGAUGCGGGGCUGUGACACGGUGCCGCGGCUGUACGAGGAAGGCGGCGUGCAGUGCAACAUGGACAUGGACUCGUACAACAGCACCGACAACACCACCUGCGUCAACUGGAACCAAUACUACACCAACUGCUCGGCCGGACCCGUCAACCCGUUCAAAGGGGCCAUCAACUUCGACAACAUCUGCUAUGCCUGGAUAGCCAUCUUUCAGGUGAUCACUCUGGAGGGCUGGGUGGACAUCAUGUACUUUGUGAUGGAUGCGCAUUCCUUUUACAACUUCAUCUACUUCAUCCUCCUCAUCAUCAUCGGCUCUUUCUUCAUGAUCAACCUCUGCCUGGUCGUCAUCGCCACCCAGUUCUCCGAGACCAAGCAGCGCGAGAGCCAACUCAUGAAGGAGCAACGUGUCCGCUUCAUGUCCAACGCCAGCACCUUAGCCUCUCUGUCCGAGCCCGGGUCCUGCUACGACGAGCUCCUAAAGUACCUCGUCCACAUCGUCCGCAAGGGGGCCAAGCAGGUCGCCCACAUCUUCCGGUUCCUGGCACGUCGAGCUGGGUUGAACAUCGCAGCUUCUCCCCCUGCCCAGGAACCUCAACGCACCCAAAGCCAGAGGAGACGUAGAAAAUCCCGCCACGGAUCUAUGCUGGUCCACCACAUGACGCAUCACCAACAUCACCAGCAUUACCACUUGGGGAACGGUAGCGUAAGGGGCGUGGUCAGAGGAGGCGUGGAUGCUAGCGAUAUCGAGUCAGCUUCGAACAACAACAAUGGCGGAUCUAUUGUAGCGUCGAGCGGGCAUUUGACAGUAGCCGUGCCGCCGACCGUAGCGACCACCUCGGAUACGGAUAUAACGAUUUUGCCCAUGCCCGCGGAUUGUACGCUUUCUCCGACAUCGCUGAAUCCGUUCUCCUUGACGCCGGGAGCGCUCAAACGGAAUUCGGUGCCAUUCGCGGCGCCGAAAAACUACCCGACGUUGCAGGCCAGAGCGCUCGCGGAGUCCAGGAGAGGGAGCGUCGCGGUGAGCAACCUCAACUUCAACCUCAACAUUCCGCCCAUGGCUUUGGAGCGCCGGCCAUCUUGUCUGGUGGAUACGCACAACCCGGCAGCCCCGCUCUCCUACCAGCUGUCCGCCCGCGACCUUAGCCACUCGGGCAUCGCCAUGGACACCGCCGGCUUCACCCUCGACCCGGAAAACUGCCCCUACUGCGCCAAGGAAGCUGAAGCGGCUGCAGAGGGGGGCAACGAGACGCCGGGGGACUCGGACAGCGAAGGGGUCUACGAAUUCACCCAAGACCUCCACCACCGGGACCGCAGGGACAGCCGGCAGCCCAGGAAGAAGCACCACAGCCUGGGCAAAACGGCGGCCAAGGUGGUGCGCUUCUGGAGGCUGGUGUGCGACACGUUUCGGAAGAUUGUGGAUAGUAAAUACUUCGGAAGAGGGAUUAUGAUCGCUAUUAUGAUCAAUACGCUGAGUAUGGGGAUCGAGUAUCAUGAGCAGCCGGACGAGCUGACCAACGCCCUGGAGAUCAGUAACAUCGUGUUCACCAGCCUCUUCGCUCUGGAGAUGCUGCUCAAAGUCCUGGUGUACGGCCCCUUUGGAUACAUCAAGAACCCCUACAACAUCUUCGACGGCAUCAUCGUCGUCAUCAGCGUGUGGGAGAUCGUUGGCCAGCAGGGCGGCGGUCUCUCGGUUCUCCGUACGUUCCGUCUAAUGCGUGUGCUGAAGCUGGUGAGGUUCAUGCCCGCUCUGCAGAGACAGCUGGUGGUCCUUAUGAAGACCAUGGACAACGUGGCCACCUUCUGUAUGCUCCUCAUGCUCUUCAUCUUCAUCUUCAGUAUCCUCGGCAUGCAUCUGUUCGGCUGCAAAUUCGGUUCGGAAAGAGAUGGAGACACACUUCCUGAUCGCAAGAACUUUGAUUCCCUUCUUUGGGCCAUCGUCACUGUAUUCCAGAUUCUGACUCAGGAGGAUUGGAACAAGGUCCUGUACAACGGCAUGGCCUCCACUACCCCUGUGGCUGCUCUGUACUUCAUCGCUCUCAUGACCUUUGGGAACUACGUGCUCUUCAACUUGCUGGUGGCUAUCCUGGUGGAGGGUUUCCAGGCAGAGGGUGAUGAGUCCAAACCUGCUUCCGAGAUUGAUUCUGUGGCUCGCAGCAUGGAGGAUGUGAACGGGAGCAAGAAGGACCUGUCUGCAUCUGCAGUGCCGGUGAAUGGCCACGUGGACCAACUGAAGACCAGUUUGACUCCGCCCCUCAUCACCCACACCGCGGCCACGCCCAUGCCCAUCCCCAAACUUCCUGUGGGCGGAGAUAGCAUCCUGGGCUACGAGUCACGCAGAGGGAGCAGCGUCUCCAUGGAUCCGGCCUGCUAUGACAAGUCACCAACCAGCCGUAGCCCUUCGCCCUACACGCCGUGGGGCAGUGGCAGUGUGCGCUCCAGCCGCCGCUCCAGCUGGAACAGCCUCAACCGAGCCCCCUCCCUCAAGAGGCCCAAGCACCAAUCAGGAGAGAGGAGGUCACUGUUGUCCGGAGAGGGAGGCGGGUCCAGCUCUGACGAGGCAGAGGGAGGCGGAGAGUCUGGAGGGGGCGGGGAAUCGGGCGGAGGCGGGCUUUUGGAGGACGACGACGCCUCAUUGGCCAGGACGGAUUCCAUGUCUCAGCAGACCAGGCCGCGGCACAGGAGGAUGGAGUCGGUGGAGACGAGGAGUUCCAUGGACUUACCGCCUGAUGCUUUGCUGCAGGUCCCGUUCCUGUACCGCUCGGCCAGCAUGCACAGCUCCAGACCGCCCUCUCUGCUGGCACUGCGGCCCCCGGAGCACAGGGACUGUAAUGGGAAAGGCUCCCCCACCGCGCUGGGCCCCACACAUGUGUCUGUGGAGGAGAAUACAACGGAGGACGAGAACGCAGAGGAGGAAGUCCAGAUGGGUCGCUCGGCGCGGCUGUUCCACUACCUGGAGAAGAAGCAACCGGACUGGUGCAAGCAGCGGGACACGUGGUCUUUGUACCUCUUCCCCCCAGAGUCCAGGUUUCGUAUCGCCUGCAACAAGAUCAUCACUCACAAGAUGUUUGACCACGUGGUGCUCGUCAUCAUCUUCCUCAACUGCAUCACGAUCGCCAUGGAGAGGCCGCGCAUCGACCCCAGCAGUGCCGAGCGGAUUUUCCUCACUUUGUCCAACUACAUCUUCACAUCCAUCUUCGUGGCUGAGAUGACCGUCAAGAUCGUGGCUUUAGGCUGGUGUUUCGGGGACAAGGCGUACCUGAGGAGCAGCUGGAACGUUCUGGAUGGGAUGCUGGUGAUGAUCUCCGUCAUAGACAUCCUGGUUUCUCUCAUCUCCAACUCGGGCACCAAGAUCCUGGGAAUGCUGCGGGUUCUCCGGCUACUGCGUACUCUGCGGCCGCUACGAGUCAUCAGCAGAGCUCCCGGCCUGAAGCUGGUGGUGGAGACCCUCAUGUCGUCCCUCAAACCAAUCGGGAACAUCGUGGUCAUUUGCUGCGCCUUCUUCAUCAUCUUCGGCAUCCUCGGAGUCCAGCUUUUCAAGGGGAAAUUCUUUGUCUGUCAAGGAGAAGAUGUGAGGAACAUAACCAACAAGUCGGACUGUAUGCAGGCCAACUACAAAUGGGUCAGGCACAAGUACAACUUUGACAACUUGGGGCAGGCUCUGAUGUCCCUGUUCGUCCUGGCGUCUAAAGAUGGAUGGGUCGACAUCAUGUACGACGGACUGGACGCUGUCGGAGUGGAUCAACAGCCCAUCAUGAACUACAACCCGUGGAUGCUGCUCUACUUCAUCUCCUUCCUGCUCAUCGUGGCCUUCUUCGUGCUCAACAUGUUCGUGGGCGUGGUGGUGGAGAACUUCCACAAGUGCCGGCGCCACCAGGAGGCCGAGGAGGCAAAGCGCAGGGAGGAGAAGAGACUGAAACGGCUGGAGAAAAAGAGACGGAAAGCUCAGAGCAAGCCGUACUACUCGGACUACUCCCCGACGCGCCUGCUGAUCCAUAAGAUGUGCACGAGCCACUACCUGGACCUGUUCAUCACCAUCGUCAUCGGCCUCAACGUGAUCACAAUGUCCAUGGAGCACUACCAGCAACCGAUGGAGCUGGAUGAGGCCCUGAAGAUCUGUAACUACAUCUUCACGCUCAUCUUCGUCCUGGAGUCCGUCUUCAAACUGGUGGCGUUUGGUUUCCGACGCUUCUUCAAAGACAAGUGGAACCAGCUGGACUUGGCCAUCGUGCUUCUGUCCAUCAUGGGCAUCACUCUGGAGGAGAUCGAGGUGAACGCGUCUCUGCCCAUCAACCCCACCAUCAUCCGGAUCAUGAGGGUCCUGAGGAUCGCACGAGUGUUGAAGCUGCUCAAAAUGGCCGUCGGGAUGAGGGCCUUGCUGGACACUGUUAUGCAAGCUCUGCCUCAGGUGGGGAAUCUAGGUCUCCUCUUCAUGCUCCUCUUCUUCAUCUUCGCGGCGCUGGGAGUGGAGCUGUUCGGGGAUUUGAUCUGUGACGAGCUCCACCCGUGUGAAGGUCUGGGUCGCUACGCCACCUUCAAGAACUUCGGCAUGGCCUUCCUGCUGCUCUUCAGGGUCUCCACCGGGGACAACUGGAACGGCAUUAUGAAGGACACACUCCGCGACUGCGCCCACGACACCAGCACGUGCUACAACACCGUGGUCUCCCCCAUCUACUUCGUCUCCUUCGUCCUGACCGCCCAGUUCGUCCUGGUCAACGUGGUCAUCGCCGUCCUCAUGAAGCACCUGGAGGAGAGCAACAAGGAGGCCAAGGAGGAGGCGGAGAUGGAGGGCGAGCUGGACAUGGAGAUCCACAACGAGGCCAUCGCUGCAGCAGGAGGAGGAGCAGGAGGUGGAGGAGGAGGGGGGGACGUGGGCUGCCGAUCGCCCCAGCUCAUGCCUCUCGGGUUGGGCUUGGAGAGAUGCGGCAGUGGUGGGGGGUCUCCCUGGAGGUCAAACGGAGGAGGAGGAGGAGGACGGGGAGGGGGAGGGCAGAGAGAUUCGCCCGUCCCGGAGAUAACGAGAGACUGUGUGAAAAGUGAGGAGCCCUGUGAGGAGACGGAGGCACAAUAUGAGCCUGAGAGCCUAAAUGGGGAAGGUCCAAGGGAAGAAAACCUGCUGAGCGUCAGGAAACCCACGGUCGGACGCACGCACUCCCUGCCCAAUGACAGCUACAUGUUCCCGCCCCUCGACCAAUCAGCCGCCAGCACCUCCGCACAGCUCCUCCCGCAGACGCACUGGCCGCACCGCGUCUUGGGCUCACACCGGGGACAGUCAGGUUCCAGUAGCUCGGUGCGCUCUCAGCCCGAGGAGAGCUCCCAAAAACUGAGCAUCCCAGCGGAGCUCUUCAGACCCAUCAGCCCCCACAGUGUGUCGGACUCAGAGGGCAUCCCCCGCCUGCCCCCUCCCCGCCGCGCCCACACGCUCACCCGGCCCCUCCGUAGACAGGUGGCAGUGUCCACUGAUUCUCAGGAGGCGCUGUGUGCGGACACAGGGCAGAGCAGUGAAGGACUGGAGAAUGUGGCGUCUAUAGUGUUGGCCCCGCCCCCCUCCUGUUUGGUGGUGCAGCAGCCCCUCUCUUUAGCCCCCCCGCACAGUGAGCAGCACAGCGACGCCCCCUGUGGGCCCCAGGAGGAGAGCCUGGUGGACCAGGAGGUGUCCCUCCUCACCAGCAGCACAGCGUACGGGGAGAGACAGGAGAGCCGCGGGCUCAAACGCUUCCACAGUGUGGACACCAGGGGGCGCAGCAGGCUCCUGCCCCGGCCCCGCCCCCUGUCGUGGUUGGACGAGCCGCGUCGUCACUCUGUGGAGGUGUGCUCAUCUGUAGAGUCCAGUCCCCAACGCAGCAGCGCCUCCACCUCCUCUGGGUUUGUGUCCCGAGGUGACAGUCUGCAGACCUCCACCCAGCUUCCCUCCCCCCGCAGGAAAAAGAAGAUGAGCCCCCCCUGUAUCUCUGUGGACCCUCCGGACUUUUCUGGUCUGAGUGCACUCACGGGGCUGCCCCCCCUCCUGCCAGGACAGGACACCUGCCUGAGGAGGAGGGCGCCCUCUAGUGACUCCAAGGACUCCUUUGACCUGACUGUAGGGGAGGGCAUCGGGCAUGACCGGGGCUCGCCCAAAAGCACCAACCCCAAACUGUUGACUCUGCCCAGCCUCUCUUUUGAGAAGAGCACUUCUGAGCACUGAACCCUACAGAGGACAUCCUCCCUCUGCUGUGGGAGGCCCACUCAGGAGCGCUCACUGAGGGAAAACACACAGGGAAACAUCAACCACUAGAGGGGGCUGUUCAGGGAGACAGGGCACCACUUCAUUAGGCCUUUGCGUGGUUCUGUAAGAAAUUCUAUCUUACACUGUGUGUUUCAUACAUGAAGAAAAGUGCAGAAUACAUGUUCCUUAUAUGUGCCAUUGAGUUGGUCAUGUGAACGUGUGGUAGCUCCAUCAAACAUCCACAGUGACAAAUACUUGUUUUGUACAUCUAUGAUCCACAGUGAAGGAGGGUAAAGGGGUAUUUAAGGAUCACUGUAUGAGGUUUGUAUCAUACCUGCUGUAAACACAUGGAGCCGUCCUGUGAGUGUACUGUACCUGAAGCCCCCCUCCCCAAACACACACACACCCGCCCCACCCACCGCACAGUGCACUCGGCGUCUCCAGGCUGGUGGUAGUAGUAGUAAUAAUGCUGUAGAGAGUAAUAAAAGUACCCUGGGAGCGUGGUACUCUUUCAAUGUGAGCUGUUUUUGUUUCUGUACGAUACUGCCAAACCCAGAGCGCAUGGGGAUUCGCACCGCGCCUCUGGACCAUGAACUGCCCGUGCUGCUCCCUGGACGCACUAAGCAAUACGGACGUUUUAGAGACACUAUUUUCUUAAAUUAUUGGGCCAUAGUGUUUGUACAGGAUGUUGUUUUUAAUUUUUAUUUUUUCAUUAUUUUUUUACGUCUUUUGUUGUGACUUUUCUUUUAUUUGUCUGUCCUUUUUUCACUGUAGGAUAUUUCUAGCUUUCUUGGUUUUACUGAAGAAAGUGGACGUUUUUUCAAAGUGCUGAAAACCAUGUAUUUGUAGGAAUAAUAUAUAAAUAUAAAUAUAUAUAAAAAAUGCAAUUCAUUAAACAGAGCUUGGAUU
Messenger RNA from Periophthalmus magnuspinnatus, 7692 nucleotides. RefSeq names its product calcium channel, voltage-dependent, T type, alpha 1G subunit (gene cacna1g). Gene Ontology annotation, biological process: neuronal action potential; membrane depolarization during action potential; sodium ion transmembrane transport. The coding region runs from base 16 to 6762 and encodes 2248 amino acids. NCBI's taxonomy places the organism in Eukaryota, Metazoa, Chordata, Actinopteri, Gobiiformes, Gobiidae. Gene Ontology annotation, molecular function: voltage-gated sodium channel activity; low voltage-gated calcium channel activity. The transcript is spliced from 34 exons. Gene Ontology annotation, cellular component: plasma membrane; neuron projection; voltage-gated calcium channel complex. The record is from RefSeq and is a predicted model, not a curated record.